AUGCUGCUGGCGGAGCAAGCGCAGAAGUGGUUCCCCACGCACGUGCAGGUGACGGUGCUGCAAGCCCGCGGGCUCAAGGCCAAGGGCAAGGGCGGCACCAACGACGCCUACACCAUCAUCCAGCUGGGCAAGGAGAAGUACUCCACCUCGGUGGCCGAGAAGACCCUGGAGCCCGUGUGGAAGGAGGAGGCCUCCUUCGAGCUGCCCGGCUUGCUCAUGCAGGAGAACCCCGAGAAAUACGUGCUCUACCUGCUGGUCAUGCACCGCUCGCUYGUGGGGCUGGACAAGUUUUUGGGACAGGUGGCAAUAAGCCUCAAUGAUGUCUUCGAGGACAAGCAAAGGAGGAAAACGGAGUGGUUUAGCCUAGAGUCCAAGCAAGGAAAGAGAACUAAAGACAGAGGAGAAAUAAAGGUCAAUAUUCAGUUCAUGAGGAAUAACAUGACAGCGAGUAUGUUUGAUUUGUCAAUGAAGGACAAAACCAAAUCCCCUUUCGCCAAACUGAAAGACAAAAUGAAGGGGCGAAAGAACGACGGGACGUUUUCGGAUACCUCCUCUGCGAUCAUUCCGAGCACCCACACACCCGAUGCAAACCCAGAGGUUUACGGGAGUGAAGUGCAAAUGAAAUCCAAACCAAAAAAGCCUUUCCUGCUGGGACCUCAGCGCCUGUCGUCAGCUCACUCCAUGUCAGAUCUAACAGGACCACACAUCUCUUUGGAAAAGAUGAAGGCCGGCACGGUUGGCUACCCACAUGUUUUCAAGCGCCAACUGGAAUCGUUUGGUUCGGUUGAUGAAGGUGGGAGCCUAAAAUCUCCUCACAGAAGGACAUUAAGUGUUGAUACUUCUAAAAUGAACCAGCCUGACAGCACAGUUGAUGAAACUGCACUUGAAGCACAAAAUGACCCAUUUACCAACGUGAGUGCUUCUCUACCCCAGAAAUUUGCCACACUGCCACGACAGAAGAACCCCUUUGAAGAAAGCCCGGCAGCGUGGGAUCAAAACAUAAGUUUUUUUUCCAAGCCUGUUGAAAUCAAAAAAGAAAUUAAAAAAGAGAAAAAAGAGAAAGUUAGCCUUUUUGAAAGAGUGACUGGGAAGAAAGAUAGCAGGAGGUCAGAUAAACUUAGCAAUGGGGGAUCAGACAGUUCUACUGAUUUGAAAUCACCUAGUGCAUUUGGUGAAACUCAUCAGGAGAGUUUUGAUUAUGAGUCAACUAAUCCGUUUAUGACAAACUUCAAGCCUACAAGCAUGUUGCCAUCUUCAAGUUUUAAUACGAAUCCUUCUGGCAUUGAGGAUCUCAGGAAAACGAUGGAAGGAAAUCCUUUUGAUGCCUCUGCAGGAUACCGUAAUCUUACUUAUGAAGAGAUUUUGCAGGAGCUCGUGAAACAUAAAGAGCAACUUAAGAAGAAGGACACCCAUAUUCGUGAACUUGAGGAUUACAUUGAUAAUCUUCUCGUACGAGUAAUGGAAGAAACGCCUAGUAUUCUCAGAGUGCCAUAUGAACCUUCUCGAAAAGCUGGCAAAUUUUCCAAAAGCUAAGAUGAUACUUGCUGGUAGUUUCUGCUGAAUGUGUUAAUGGAAGGAAAACAAAACAUUUGGACUGCUUUU
Molecule: messenger RNA, 1602 nt
Organism: Nothoprocta perdicaria
Lineage: Eukaryota; Metazoa; Chordata; Aves; Tinamiformes; Tinamidae
Gene: RAB11FIP2
Product: RAB11 family interacting protein 2
Exons: 5
Coding region: 1-1533 (510 amino acids)
Biological process (GO): regulated exocytosis
Cellular component (GO): endosome; phagocytic cup
Molecular function (GO): small GTPase binding
Source: RefSeq, a predicted model, not a curated record